This is a messenger RNA of Scophthalmus maximus (turbot), 522 nucleotides long. RefSeq lists its product as uncharacterized. NCBI's taxonomy places the organism in Eukaryota, Metazoa, Chordata, Actinopteri, Pleuronectiformes, Scophthalmidae. The transcript is spliced from 3 exons. The coding region runs from base 57 to 380 and encodes 107 amino acids. The record is from RefSeq and is a predicted model, not a curated record.
GAUCUCAGUCAGCACUCGCCUGCAGCGUAAAGAGGAAUCUCAGCAGCUACAACAAAAUGACUGUCACCAUGCUACGACUCGUUGCCGUGAUGAUUGCUGCUUUGUCAACCGACGUCUGCACGUCCAGCAGUUUGAAGUCCAUGCACAACAGUGAAGAUGAGGGAAUACUCAAAGCCUUGAGAGAUUUAACCGAUGCCGCAAUGGCAACGUCAGCAAAGAAUUCAUGGAACUUUCCUGCUGAUAAGAUCCAUUCAUCUGAUGGAAAGUUUGCCAGGGCACGAUGGUGGAUCCCAAACUUGGUCCUCCCUCACUCUAUAAAGAAACAUCAAGAUGUGUCCACAUACAACCUCAACUCCUUUGGACUACGUUAUGGAAAAUGACACAAGAACUUAUGUAUAUUCUUAUUGUGUGGGGUGUGUAACUUUGAAUUAUAGUAUUCUUAUUCAAUUUGUAUAUUCAGAGUGAGGUACCAAAACAACUGUCACUGUUAAAAACGCAAUAAAAAAACUCAGUUGAAAAUUA